This is a messenger RNA of Orbicella faveolata, 3897 nucleotides long. Its product is annotated as octanoyl-[acyl-carrier-protein]:protein N-octanoyltransferase LIPT2, mitochondrial-like. Gene Ontology annotation, biological process: protein lipoylation. Lineage: Eukaryota; Metazoa; Cnidaria; Anthozoa; Scleractinia; Merulinidae. The record is from RefSeq and is a predicted model, not a curated record. Gene Ontology annotation, molecular function: lipoyl(octanoyl) transferase activity.
UUCAAGAAGCAGCGAGGACCUGGUAAGGAGGAAAUAUCAGCGUGGCUACCAAGCAUUCCAAUAUGGCGGCCAUCAAAAGGGUCGUCUAUGCGCGAAAGUUGGAAAAAAUCGCCUAUUUACCAGCUCUAAAAGUACAAAAUGCACUAGCUAGGCAACACCUGGACGAAUUAAAAGCCAAAGGAACAAGCAGCGUUGAAAAUAUCCUGCUCUUCUACGAGCAUUCUCCUGUUUUUACCAUCGGAAUACGAAACAAAAGCAUCGACUCGAAAGAGAGGAAGAGAUUGGAAGAUUUAGGAGCAGAGUUUCAUUUUACCAACAGAGGAGGCCUGUUGACAUUCCACGGCCCUGGACAAUUAGUUUGUUAUCCCAUUUUAAACCUUGACUGCUUCAAGAAAAGUUUAAGGUGGUAUAUAACUUCACUGGAAAAUACGCUUAUUGCGACUUGUAAAGGGUUCGACGUGCAGGCAGCGACUACGUGCGACACCGGAGUCUGGGUAAAGGACAACAAAAUUGCAGCGAUAGGUGUUCAUACAAGCCGAUGGAUUACAACACAUGGUAUUGCACUGAACUGUAAUAAUGAUCUGAGUUGGUUUGAGCACUUCACACCUUGUGGGAUAGAAGGCAAAGGUGUUACGUCACUUUCAAAGGAAACUAAUCAAAACAUUGAACCGCUAGCUGCCGUUUCCAUUCCUUUUCCAGGCGGAGAGAUCGAACAAGGGAGCAAGCAAGCGCGUGAGCGAAGGAGCGCGCCUGGAGUGAGCAAAAAAUGGGGGGUUAGUUGGAAGGGGGUGAGCGGGAAGGGGGAGGGUGUGGGGAGAAAAGGAAUCGCCUGCGGGCAAUCCCAAACAUUUAACCGAACUCCGUUCACCCACGAAUGGGUAGCAACAGUACAAUUUGAUUGGUUAGUAGCCCGUUAAUCAAAAAGUAACAUCAGAAAUUUAACAGUUCAUGCAUAAUACGACAUUUGGAACACGGCAAGAUCAAAAUACAUAUGGUGCAUCCCGAGGAAGCGUUCAAAUUUUCUGUUCAGGAAACGUUGAAAGACCUUUCGCAAAAUGGCGAACACAUCGAUCUAACCGGAGCAAGAAGCUGCCAUUAGAGUCUAGUCCGUGGAUAGGAUGUCCUUGCAGUCCAUUCAUCAAAUACUUGAGGGAGUGAACGAGAAAAUUUCAAGGGAGCGCCCCAAGGGAGUGCGGCAUGUUUGGCGGCGUUCGGUAAAAUGUCUGGGGUUGAUUGCAGGCGUUUCCUUCGCCCGCCUCACCCCCUCCCCCUCCUCCAUAUUUCUUGCAUUCGCUCGCAGUUUCGUUCCCUUCGCGUGCGUGUUUGAUCAUUGGCUCUGUUCAUUCCGCUCCAACGGGUCAUUGCAUUAUCACGGUGGGAUGGUUUGUGGUAACCUGCGAUCAGGGGUUCUUGUUUUGGCUAAAUGCUUGCCCAAAAAUUUAAAAGAAACGCCUCAUCGCAGGUUAGGUUUGUGGGUGUUACUGACCCGGAGAGCUAUGUCGGCUGAGUCUUGCUCUCCUGGUGGGAUUAGCCAUGCUGAACUGGACUGACAAACAAACGGAGUGAAAGACUGAAAGUCUUGAAAGAGCAAAUUAAUCGGCACAGUACUCGACAAAGAAUCGGCUGUUUGGCAUACGCAUCUGCAACCUCGAUUCCAGGUUCUCUCUCGUCAUUGUUUUUUUUGUUUGUUUGUUUUCUUUUUUCCUCCUGCUAUAUUUUUCCGUUUAAUAUUCGAAGGUUUACUGUCCCAAAUGAUUUCCCAAAGUCUCUUAUUGUUGGUACCGAAAUGAGUUCGUCAGCAUCGGUUUGACUGUAAGAGAAGAAUACUCCUAACGAAAGUAUUGGCUCUUUUGGCCAUUUCAAACCAAAGGGAGAGUCCUGGUUAUUUUUCCGCUGCCCUAACCACAUUGCUUUAGUUUUAGCCGUAUUAAUUUCUAACCCAGAGCAGUGUUUCAAAACAAGCCGGCGACCGCCGGAGUUCCGCAGGCUACUUGAUUAUAUAUCGCUGGUUUCUCUGGCUUCAGCUUGUUAAAAAGAAAGCUUUAAGCAUCCAAUCCUUUUGCUUUGCUAAAACGAUUCUCUCACAUCAGAAAACUACCAAAUGGCUGACCAUGUUCGAAAUCGCCCUAUAAUGCAAAGCAAACCCUUGAGUAUUGAGUACGUCAUGUAUGCCUACGUAUGGUGUCUCCUCUAGUUGAUUUUACCAGACCUCCUGGGAUGAGGGGCCUUGCGGCCCAUAACUUGUCACAACCGCCUUCUCUUCCAGCUCCAGACGCCUACUUCAAAACAUUUUGAAACCCUUGGCAGAGUGAGAAAUACACUCUUUAAGAAAGCUGAGGAGUUAGUUAACUGAUUCCUUGUCACAGACAAAACUAGUGGUGUCAUCUGCAUACUGCACUUCUUUUAUUUUACGAUUGCUAACUUGGAUGCCUUCACCAAUAGAGGCAUUAUUAUUAUCAUUAUCAUCAUCAUCAUCAUCAUCAUCAUCAUCAUCAUUAUCAUUAUCAUUAUCAUUAUCAUUAUUAUUAUUUUAUAAAACUCUUGCAUUUUGCAUGCAUGUACUAGUAGACCGCUAAAACGUUUUGGUGUAGCAUUCUUCGUCGGUAAAUGUGACUUCCGGCGAACUCCAAUAAAGCAGGUAGUUUUUAGCUAUUGCCCGGAGAUCGAAGCGUACUAGAUUUGUCAUAGCAACGAUCAAAACACUAUGCAACCCCUCCUGACCAACAGAUUUGUCUAUGACCCAGAUUCUGGGUAGUCACGUGACCAGCCGCAACCAGGGUUUCUCUCCUCACCGACAAGGGAAGCAAAGGGCAGAUAGCCUGAGAUCGAGGCUGAAUCAGCCGUACGAAAUGAAAACAAGGCAAAACGACAGAGAAUUUGACAUUGAAGCAUUCAGACCAGCCGACAUGCAAAAUUCCAUACAAGUAAGGAAAAAUGGAAAGACAGCUGAACAUGAUGUCAGAGAGUGUCUAAAACAGACUUCGAAUAGAGAAUGAAUUUGUUUAACAAAGUGAGAGAAGAGUGCAUAGCAUCGAAAAGCUGGAAUAGAGGACUAAUAGUAGUAGCUUCUCAAGAGGGUUGAGAUAAAGGAGUGUUCAAAUUCGAGGGCCUGACAUUUUUCUACGAGUCGUAAGCAAGAUCUCUUACAGAGUGUUGAUAAGUGGGGCUAAGAAGGGUGUCGACAACAUCCUGAAGGAGGAACUGUUCUAUCUCAUGACGUAAUACAGUCGAACCCCUAUUAAGCGGCCACCUAUUAAACUGCCACCCCUAUUAGGCGGCCAGUAAUCAAAGUCCCGAUGAGGUUUUUUCUAUUGUUUUUACCUCUAUUAAGCGGCCAGCCCCUUUCACGCGUUAUGUUAUGUAGGGAAUUCUGGGAAAUAAAGAUGGCCGUUUGAGACUAGCUCGUGGGUUAUUUUAUCGCAGACUUCGGUCUUGUCAUAGACCUUUUAAAUACAAAAUUGGCGACGAGGAUAGUCGUUUCGCCUGCGCCAGUGUAAAAUAGGCUGCUGUCUAUGGCCUUGUGGACCCAUUUGAUGAAAAUACCGAUAAAGUUGCCCAUUAUGCCGGACUCUACGAAGCCUUCAUGGUAGUAAAUGAGACUGCCGAAGAAAGACAUGUACAGGUACAUGUGUUCCUAGCAGUGGUUGGACCACAAACUUACAAGUUGUAAAGAAUCUUUGUGACCCAGAGAACCCGAAAACUUAAUCGUAUCCGGAUCUGUAGAAAAUUCUGCAAGCACACUACGAACCGGCCCCAAUAGUCAUUGCUAGACUGCAAAACAGUCGUAUUUUUUGCGAACGCGAGCGACGGUCAAUAUUCAAACGAAAGGUCUGGAGUGAGUGUAAAAACGGCGAGGGAGAAUAGGGAGAGACGCUACGGGUGUGUGAGGCUCGCGCG